AUGAAGACUGAUGCAAAUAAUUCAUUUAGCUUCUCAGCAACAGCUUUGUCUUCCUGGAUUGCUCCUUUAGCACCUUUUUCACCCAGUAGCCCUGCUAACUGUUUGGCAGGCUUCCUGCUUCUGAUGUACUUAAAAAACAUUUUGCUGUUACUUUUUGUGUCCUUAGAUAGAUGCUCUUCAUUUCUUGGCCUGCUUUAUUACACUUUUACACUUGACUUGCCUGAAUUUAUGCUCCUUAUAUUUUCCUCGGUAGGAUUUGAUUUCCAAUUUUUAAAGGAUGCUUUUUUGCCUUUAACUGCCUCUUUUACGCUGCAUUUUUCAGUCUUCUUACUGUUUGUUUGUUUUUAAUUGUGGGGUAUGCAUUUAGUUUGAGUCUCUAAUACGUUUUUUUUAAAUAGUCUCCAUGCAAUUUGCAGGCAGUUCACCCUUGUGACUGCUUCUUUUAAUUUCCAUUUAACUUGGUUUCUUAUUUUUGUAUCGUUCAGAGAAUUUAAGCUAUGCCCACUGAUAACCAAAGCCACUAUAUACUCGCAUUGCUGUAACCCUUCUCUCUUCUCCCAAUAUUCAGUACCUUCCUUGUGAAGUCGUGAUAAAGGGCCCAAUCCUGGAAACCUGUGCUCGUGGGAUUACUUAUGUGAAUAAGGGGGUUGCAGAAGUAGCCCCUUUGCACCCAGUUGUACUCCCAUUUCAGUCAAUAGGGAUGUUCCCACUGACUUCAGUAAGAGCAUGAUUGGGCCCUCAUGCUACUAUGUGCUACCCUGGUGUACACUACCUUUAAUGCAGUGACUGCAGAUUUACACAGGUGUAAAUGAAAUCCAGCUUUGUUUGCCCUUUGGUCUCCUUUUUGUGUGGAAGGCAUCAUGCACCUUAUGUCAGCGUGUAAAUAACAAUAAAAUCCUGCCUGGCUAUGUGCGGUUUCCACAGACACACCUCUGGCAAAUAAGGUUUGAGUUUAACCCUGUAAUGAUGACUGUGAUGGUCUAUACUUCAACCCUCCUAUGACUACCUUUUGCCAUCCAGAACUGGCUUCCUACUCCAUUUUCUACGGAUCAAACUCAGGCCUGCAAAGCAAAUGUGAAUAGCAUCACAAGAGAUAGUAAUCUUUCUGCAGCUAUAACCACAGGAGCAAACCAAGAAAUGCAGCAAAUGCAGCAUUUGCUUAUUUCUUACAUCCUAUUCUGGACUGGUACAGCUAAGAGCACAGUUUAUUAUGCUAAUUAUCAGGCAUUUCCAUUCUGUUGGGGUGUUCUUCACUCACAAUGAUCUGGAAAAGUUCCGGAUGUUCAUAUGUCACUGAGUAGCAUCAAACCAUGCUUGGAUGAGUUAUUAGUGGAGAGAGAUGGCCUAAGGUGAACCCAGAUCUAUUUCCUCCUCCUUAAAACUCUUCCCCGGUGUCAGCCUAUGACCAGCUACCAAUGAGUGGGCAAGUGGUGCGAUGAAACUGCUGUGUAUCGUGGAUAAUUUCUUGCUCCUUUCACUGUCACCUCAUCUUCCCCUCACCCCUCCUCCCUAUUUGUUUUGCUUAUCUACCUGUUGUGUCUGAUUACCAAGACUGGUAUCUCAUUGUGGCUGACCUUUUAUUGUAUGCCUGUGCAGCGCCUAGCGUAAUGAGACCUUAAUCCUUGAUUGGUUCCCCUGGAUGAUAAUAGACUAUAGAUAAUACAGGUGAUGAUAUCAUAAUACUCUGAGUGUCAUCAUCCCUGAAGCAAUGAUGUCACAGUGCAGAAGCAACCACGUCUUUAUCAAGAUUCCACAGCAGAGAAGCUCUGUGCCAAUCUACUCAGCAAGGUGCUCCUCCCAGUGGCUUUCUAGGAGUAAGUCACAAACCCACUACGGGAUUUGGGCUGAAUGUUGGGAUGGGAAAUAGUGAAGAUCCCGUAUAGGCUACACAUGCCGUUGAAUGGAAGCGGGAAAGCCCUGGUAGGGGCUAUUUGGGAUCAAGCCCAAAAAGGAGGGGUUGGGGGAAGGAUGUUUAGAAGGGAGGUAGGUCCCCUGGUGAUGUUGGCCUCGACUGGAGGGAUGAAAUGGUUCGGAUUUGGGGAUAAAUUGCUGCGUCCACCUUGUCUUGUGUUCACCCUCCUCUUGUUUCCACAGAGGAAGUGAGCUGAGCAGCACCGGCAGAGAGAAUGCUUCGUUUGAUCAGCACUAGACUGAGUGCCAGCUGGAGGAGGCAACUUUGGGCACAAGCUCUGGCUACGCCCUCCUUCAGGCUGACAUCGCCUCCAUACUAUAUAACAUAUCAAAAAGAGGGAUACUCAAGUCAAGCAAACAAGGAAUCCACAUCCUUUGUCAUGAACCUGUUCAAUGGGCAGUUUGUACCUGACAAUGUUUUUCCUUUCCCCUCAGUGCUCUCAAUGGAGCAGAUGCAGUCCCUGCAAGCCCUGGUAGAUCCCUGCACCCGCUUCUUCGAGGAGGUUAAUGAUCCUGCGGAGAACGAGAAACUGGAGAGCAUUGAGACAGCCACCCUGGAAGGGCUGAAGGAGAUGGGAGCCUUUGGGCUCCAGGUUCCUGAGGAGCUGGGGGGAAUUGGGCUGACGAACACCCAGUAUGCUCGGGUUGUGGAGGUGGUUGGAGUGCACGACCUUGGUGUGGGCAUUAGCCUCGGUGCUCAUCAGUCAAUCGGCUUUAAGGGAAUCCUGCUCUUUGGGACCCAGAGUCAGAAGGAGAAAUACCUGCCCAAACUAGCAUCUGGGGAGACCAUGGCUGCCUUCUGCCUGACAGAGCCAUCUAGUGGCUCAGACGCGGCGUCUAUUAAAACCCUCGCCGAGCUCAGCCCGUGUGGGAAAUUCUACACGCUGAACGGUGGGAAAAUAUGGAUCAGUAAUGGAGGGACAGCUGAGAUCUUCACAGUGUUCGCCAAGACCCCAGUAAAGGAGCCAACAGGGGAAGUGAAGGACAAAAUCUCAGCCUUCAUUGUGGAGAGAGCGUUCGGGGGAGUGACCAGUGGCCCCCCGGAGAAGAAGAUGGGGAUCAAGUGUUCCAAUACAGCUGAAGUGCACUUUGAUAACGUGAAGGUGCCAGCAGAAAAUCUGCUUGGGGAGCUCGGAAAAGGCUUCAUGGUCGCCGUGAGCAUAUUGAACAAUGGGCGCUUUGGGAUGGCCUCCGCCCUGGCAGGCACCAUGCGUGGAGUAAUUGUCAAAGCUGUUGAUCAUGCUGCUAAUCGUAAGCAGUUUGGAGACAAGAUCAGCAACUAUGGGGCUAUUCAGGAGAAGAUUGCACGGAUGGCCAUGCUCCACUAUGUUACAGAGUCGAUGGCCUACGUGGUGAGCGCCAACAUGGACAUGAAGGUGCCCGAUUACAAGCUUGAAGCUUCAAUCAGCAAGAUUUUUGCCUCAGAAGCAGCCUGGUACGUCACAGAUGAGUGCAUCCAGGUCCUUGGAGGAAUGGGAUACAUGAAGGAAACUGGUGUUGAAAGAGUCUUGAGGGACCUGAGGAUUUUCCGCAUUUUUGAGGGCACCAAUGAUAUCCUUCGCUUGUUUGUGGCACUGACGGGCAUUGAGUAUGCUGGGGUCCAGUUAAAGAAUCUGCGAACAACUAUCAUGAAUCCAUCAGGGAAAACUGAGACCAUCCUAAAAGACAUCGGGAUGAGAGCAAAGCGUAAAGUUGGGAUUCCCACUGGCUUGUCUCUGGAAGGAAUCGUUCACCCAGGCCUGGACAACAGUGCAUACCUGGUGACGAAGGCCAUUGACUUGUUUGGUGAAGCUGUUGAGAGCCUCCUGCUGAAGUACGGCGAGAAGGUGAUAGACCAACAGUUUCAUCUGAAACGCGUGGCCGACGCUGCCAUUGAUAUCUAUGCCAUGGCUGUGGUGAUCUCCAGGGCCAGCCGCUCUCUGUCUCUGGGACAACCCACUGCUGAGCACGAGAAGCUCUUAUGUCAAACAUGGAGCCAUGAGGCAUUUGAGCGAGUGAGAGAGAAUCUCCGAGCAGUGAAAUCUUCUACGUGGAAUCAGUCCUUUGCUGACAUGAAGCUAAUAUCUAAUGCUGUUGUACAGAACAAAGGGAUCCUAGCCACGCACCCUCUGGGCUUCUGAACAGAAAUGGUGCUUUGGUUGACAAUAAGCAACAGCUACCAAUCCUAUUAUAUAGAAAAAUAUUACAUUACACGCUGUUUGCUUCUGUCUAGCCCUGGCUGUGAGAAAACCAAUACUGUCACAGCGUCACUGUGUGCGGGCUGCAGCAAGGGGCCAUGCGUCAGUCCCGCUCUCUGAGAACCCUGAGCACGUGGACAUAAAGCCCCUUCCCUGUGGGUUGUUGGGGCAGCCUGCAUACAUACCAGCUCCCCCCUGCUCCUCCGUCCUGGUCAAGGAGAUUAAUUUGGGCCACAUGGGUUCCCGCUGAGAGCAGGUGUUAACUGACUCUUGCCUGCACCCUUCUAGCCUGCUCCGGGGGGUCCCAUUGAGGCCUUUGCUGGGGGACAGAGAAGGUCACCCCAAGGUGCUCUGAGCCAUGGCUUCUAGCGCCCCCCAUUGUGUCCCUAGUUCUCUGGGGGAAGAAGAGAGGAUCCUGGCUAAGUCAGUGCACAGACUCCUGGCCAUCUCCCCGCUCUCCUGCCUCAUCCAGCACUGAGUCAUGCUGUCGGGUGAGCCUGGGGCUGUCGUGACCUUUGGCUGAGGGUUUUACUGACCCUGGUGCAGGGGACUGUGAGCUUCUCACGGUCUUUACAUGCCAUGUGAGGUGAGCUCUGGUUUGGUAGGCUGGGAUCUCACUAAGGGGCUGACUCAGGCCCACAUCUCUGAGUCCAGGCAGGUGCCUUCUCCAGCCAGGGCUGCCUGCAGCGUAGGAUUGCACGGGCAUGCUAGCCCUGGGGGCCAGUCUCUGUGACUGUCUCUUGGGGAAACGCUGCCAGCCGCCUGCAGCUCAUGCAGAGAUUAGAUUCUGUCUGCUUGUGGGCUGAUGCAAGGGGAAAGACCAGGCAAGCAGAACUUGGCAGGGCUAGCUUAGGUCAUGUGUGGUGGAUGUGGGCCCCGGGGCUGCCAGGGGAGCUGGAAACAAAAGGGCUGGUAUUCUGGGAGCCCAUGUUCUCCAGUGUCUGGUGGCACAUCCCUGCAGCCAUCAGCCUGCAGGCCCUGGGGGCGCAGCCCGGUGACUCUGUGAGGCACACGUCACUUGGGGCAUGUGCACCGGGCUUUGCUCACAGAAGGCUGCAUGGUAUCAGCUGUGGGAACGUUGAGCACUGCUAAGAGGCUGCUGCAUUUCCAUGAUGGCUGGGACAAGCCCUGCUUCUGAUGCAUGUUGAGGGCUUGGUCCUCUUUGGCUGACGUGAGCUGUGCACCCAGCCCUAGGUGCCAGGAGUAGCUGGGGCCCUGGUGACCGAAUUCAGCAGAGCUGAUUUAGGUCAGAUAUUAA
Molecule: messenger RNA, 5346 nt
Organism: Gopherus evgoodei (Goodes thornscrub tortoise)
Lineage: Eukaryota; Metazoa; Chordata; Testudines; Testudinidae
Gene: ACADVL
Product: acyl-CoA dehydrogenase very long chain
Exons: 19
Coding region: 2127-4031 (634 amino acids)
Molecular function (GO): fatty-acyl-CoA binding; very-long-chain fatty acyl-CoA dehydrogenase activity; flavin adenine dinucleotide binding
Source: RefSeq, a predicted model, not a curated record